CACAUUGUUUUUUCAUGUGAAACCUUCAUAAGAGUGUAUAUCAAUCAUACCUUAAUAAAAAUUUUAAAAAACAAAAAUAAAAAUAAAACUGGGGUCUCAGAGUACCCUGAAAUGGUCUGGCAUGCAUGCAUAACCAUACCGUAUAGUCCACUCCUCAGGCCCACACAGACUCAGCCCUUCUUCCCAGAGUACGUGCCAUGCUCACUACCUGGCAUCUGCCUCCAGGGUGGAACCAUGGGACUAUUGUGAGCCUCACAGGAUUCUGGUGGCCUCACAAUGACCCCCUGAGGUCAUCAAGAGAUAACCUCACCAGCCCCUGAGCUUGAGGCACAAGUCUCCUGAGCCCCGUUUGGGGGAUCAUCCUUGGUCCUCCCUAGCCACGCCACCAGGGGAAGGCCCAGAUUGAAGCCUCUCAAGGAAGCCUUUGAGGGGAGCAGGGACUGGGAGGCACCUCAUCCACCAAGAGCAACCUGGUGGAGACUUCUAGCUGCCAUCCUGGAGGACCUCGCACCCAGUUCCCUUCAUCCUCCCCAGGGAGAGAUGCAGAAUGACACUUCGUUGCCCCCGCCAUCUUUACCCUCGGCCUCAAAUACUGCCUUGAGCACCAGCAGGCAGGCCAGCACGUCCGGACUCCCAAGCGAGAAUGAGACUGACCACCAUGCCUGCCUCAAAGGCCACCGGAAGCCCAGCAUCUCCAAGGUGAUUCUGGGGGUUGUGGCAAACAAGGGGGCACACACCCACGUAUCCCUGGCCACCCUGAAGAAGGCAGUCACCACCACAGGUUACAACAUGACUCGCAACGCCUGGUGCUUCAAGAGAGCGCUCAAGGGGCUGGUGGACAAGGGCAUUCUCAAGCAAAUGACCGGCAAGGGGGCCUCCAGUUCCUUCUGCAUGGGCAAGAAGAACGCGUCCAAGUUCAAGCUCAAGGCCAAAAGCAGGCAACAGCAGCAGCGGGGGUGGCCUGGGCAGCGCAGGUUGAUGCUGGGCUCCAAACAUGGGCGCAAGCAGCAAGGCAAGGGGGUUCGCAGGGUGGCCAAAUGCAGCCACAGUUAAAGAGGCAGGCUUGCAAGCAGGCAGGGUGCCAGGCUGCCACAGGCUCAGUGCAGUGGGAAUAAAAGGAGCCUAACUUAUUUCACAACUGCCUCCUGGAAUCUUUGGGGCUCAGGGGUGGGAGAGGAAGAGGGCUGGGGCACAGAAGAAGCACAAGGCCAUGGAGGGGAAAAGCUGGGAAAAACUAGGGUGAGAUGGAUUUGGGAAGGGCUUGAGGAACUGAAAGCACCCAUUAGCUAGUCCAACCACAUCAUCUUGCAUGUGGAGAAACUGAGGCCAGAAAGGGUCACAGGAAUUGUGUGACAGAACCCAGCCUAGAACCCAAGUGUCUGACUCAGCAAAGUGUGUGGGUGUAUGCUGGGAACUCUUAAGUUGCUUCUCAGACCCUUUCCCCGAAGAGGCAAGCAGAUCCCCAAAGUCUGGUGAGGUCCCCUCCCCUGUCCCAUGCCACCACCGACUGUUCCAUGGAGACCAGAAAAUGAGGCCAGGCCAGGAUAGGUCCGGCCCAGCAUUCAGCAGCCCAGGGCUAGAGCUCAGAGGCCAAAGGUGGCCCCCAUCAUUCCAGAGAAUCUGGUUUGUCAGUCUGCUCAUGGAGGCUGGAAGGUCCAGUUUGACAGUCUAGUAGGGGCUCCCACCCAGCCCCCCACU
Molecule: messenger RNA, 1698 nt
Organism: Manis javanica (Malayan pangolin)
Lineage: Eukaryota; Metazoa; Chordata; Mammalia; Pholidota; Manidae
Product: histone H1.9-like
Biological process (GO): nucleosome assembly
Cellular component (GO): nucleosome
Molecular function (GO): DNA binding
Source: RefSeq, a predicted model, not a curated record